Kuraishia capsulata CBS 1993 is the source of this 486-nucleotide messenger RNA. RefSeq lists its product as uncharacterized. Gene Ontology annotation, molecular function: peptidyl-prolyl cis-trans isomerase activity. Gene Ontology annotation, biological process: protein peptidyl-prolyl isomerization; protein folding. NCBI's taxonomy places the organism in Eukaryota, Fungi, Ascomycota, Pichiomycetes, Pichiales, Pichiaceae. The record is from RefSeq and is a predicted model, not a curated record. The coding region runs from base 1 to 486 and encodes 161 amino acids. The transcript has 2 exons. Gene Ontology annotation, cellular component: intracellular membrane-bounded organelle.
AUGAGGAUCGGGCCAAGAGACCUGGGCCGGAUCAAGAUUCGACUGUUUGCCAAAGACCUCCCAAAAACAUGUGAGAACUUCCGUCAAUUUUGCACCGGGGAGUACAGGGAAAAUUUACAACCUGUGGGAUACAAAAACAGCAAGGUGCACCGGGUAGUCAAAGGGUUCAUGAUUCAAGGUGGUGAUUUCACCAAGGGAAACGGAACAGGGUCGAAAACCAUUUUCGGCCAGGACGCGUUUGAAGAUGAGGGGUUCAUGCACAAACACAAUAGGAUGAGUGUUUCUAUGGCCAAUUCUGGCCCGAAUACAAACGGAAGCCAGUUCUUUAUAUGUCUUGAACCGCAGCCGCAUUUAGACGGUAAACAUGUUGUGUUUGGCGAGGUGAUAGAAGGUCAAGAUAUUGUGCGGCAAAUAGGCAGUGUUUCAACGGACUCGCAAAGUCGGCCGAGAUUGGAUAUCACGGUAGUUGAUUGUGGGGAAAUGUGA